Messenger RNA from Vicia faba (fava bean), 798 nucleotides. Lineage: Eukaryota; Viridiplantae; Streptophyta; Magnoliopsida; Fabales; Fabaceae. The record is from the annotation of a GenBank genome assembly.
AUGGAACUAGCUUUGAGCUUAGGCGACACACCAAAACCAUUCUCUUUCUUUCAAAAAUCCUCAGACCAAAAAACCACUUCCUCAGAUCCACUUAUCCAACUCAACCUUCUUCCUUCAACACCAGUUCUUCUUACUCAUCCUUCUCCAAAUCUUCGGAUUCCAUGGCUCAAUCAUGCACUCGGAGUUGAACCGGCGAGGAUGUCGGAUGUAAACCGAUUCCGGCUGGCCGCGUCGGUCGAAGAUACUACCGACGAAGGAGCUGCGGUUUCAUCCCCAAAUAGCGCGGUUUCAUCUUUUCAGAUGGAUUUCUAUAUCAUGAACCGUAACGGAAAUGCUGCUGAGGGUGCAGAAAGAAAUAAUAGUCGUGAGAGGGGUGCAGAUAGCGAUGAUGAAGAAAAUGGUUCCACCAGGAAGAAACUCAGACUCACUAAAGAACAAUCAGCUUUCCUUGAAGAUAGCUUCAAAGAACACACCACUCUCAAUCCUAAACAGAAACAUGCUCUUGCAAAACAGUUAAAUCUUCGUCCACGUCAAGUAGAAGUUUGGUUUCAAAACAGAAGAGCAAGGACAAAGUUAAAGCAAACGGAAGUGGAUUGUGAGUAUUUGAAAAAAUGUUGUAAGACAUUAACAGAAGAGAAUAGAAGAUUACAAAAGGAAGUGCAAGAGUUAAGAGCUUUGAAAACUUCUCAGCCAUUCUACAUGCAGCGUCCAGCUACCACUCUCACUAUGUGUCCAUCUUGUGAAAGGGUUGCAACCAACACCACCGGGACCACCGCCGCAGCAAAACAAACCGCCUAG